This is a messenger RNA of Chironomus riparius, 514 nucleotides long. Lineage: Eukaryota; Metazoa; Arthropoda; Insecta; Diptera; Chironomidae. The record is from the annotation of a GenBank genome assembly.
UUAUCGUGAUAGGAGCUCUUAGAAAAAAUGUCUUCACAUUUUAAAGUAGGAUUUGCAACAUACGAGGAAGUUAUUGAAGCUUUGAGGGAUCUCGAUAAGCUGAUUAUUGAUGUCAGAGAACCUGCUGAUAUUCAAGUUUCUGGGCAAAUUCCAAAAAGUAUCAAUAUUCCAUUGAGUAAAAUUUAUUCGGAACUGAGACUUUCAGCACCAGCAUUUAGUGCAAAGUAUGAACGAACUAAACCAGGUCCAUACGAUGAAGUCAUCUUUUAUUGUAAAUUUGGUGAACUGGCUCAAGUUGCAGCAGAAACUGCACUCAGUAUUGGAUUUAGAAAUGUGAAAAUCUACAAAAAUGGAUUUAGCGAAUGGACGUACAAAUGGGUGAGUAUUUCUUAUGGUUGAAUUUGACAAAAAAAAACUAUCCAAAUUAAUUAGGUUUGUCGGUUUAAUUAGCAUAAAUUGGAAAUGAUUAAUUAAACAUUUCUUUUUGAACUGCGUUAUUAUUCAGUCCUACUUC